Messenger RNA from Hermetia illucens (black soldier fly), 4047 nucleotides. RefSeq names its product multidrug resistance protein homolog 49-like. The coding region runs from base 153 to 4016 and encodes 1287 amino acids. Gene Ontology annotation, molecular function: ABC-type transporter activity; ATP binding; ATP hydrolysis activity. NCBI's taxonomy places the organism in Eukaryota, Metazoa, Arthropoda, Insecta, Diptera, Stratiomyidae. The transcript is spliced from 13 exons. Gene Ontology annotation, cellular component: membrane. The record is from RefSeq and is a predicted model, not a curated record. Gene Ontology annotation, biological process: transmembrane transport.
GUUUCAUUGACAGAUUUCCAGUUAAUGCUAACGUGUCUAGUGAGGUGAUUAGUUAAUGUAUAAGUGGAGGAGAUAUCUACCGCUAUAACUAAUAGGCACUGAGUUAAAGUUGAUUGCCCUAGGAAGACCAUUUAGUGAAUGUUCUUCUAGCAAUGACUAAGGAACGUGGAAGAGGCGAUCUAUCUCAGUUGGAUUUUGAAGAGAAACAAACCAAAGCGAGUAGCAUAACCCCGUCGUAUAUCCGCACGGAUGCAGAUCUGUGUGAUACUCCAAUUUCUUAUUUCCAGUUGUUUAAAUUCUCCACUAUAUGGGAUCAACUUUUGACCGCGGUGUCCAUUUUGUUCGGAAUAGUUGCCGCUGCAGGCUUUCCUUUCGCAAUAAUCGCGUAUGGUGAAUUUACAGCGCUCUUAGUCGAUAGGACGUCUGUAAAUGGAACGUUGACUAAAACCAUACUUUUGUCGAAAUUUGGCGGCGGCAGAGUGUUAACCAAUGCAACACCAGAAGAAAAGAAGAAUGCUAUAUUGGAGGACUCGAAUGCCUUUGGAAUUGCAAGCUUCACGAUUGGUCUGAUUGAAUUCCUGUGUCUUACAAUAGCAAUGGACUUAGGCAACUAUUCAGCCUUGCGACAGGUAGAAACAAUUCGAAAACUAUUUUUACGGUCGGUAAUCAGACAGGACAUAUCCUGGCAUGACACUUUUACUGGCAACAACUUUGCGGUUCAGCUAACAGAUAACUUGAAUAAGAUAAAAGACGGCAUCGGAGAAAAGCUGAUAUUCUUCAUUUAUAUUCUGGGUUUAUUCACUAUGACUGUUGUGUUCUCUCUUUUUCACGGAUGGAAGCUAACAUUAGUAGUGCUCAGUUGUGCUCCUCUGGUUAUUUUCUCUACUGCUUUCAUGGUCAAAUUACAAAGUUCGCUCUCCGAGAAAGGAAUGGAGGCAUACUCUUCGGCAGGAGCAGUUGCAGAAGAAGUAUUUAAUUCUAUAAGGACUGUACUUGCAUUUGGCGGAGAGGAAAAAGAGCUACGUAGAUACCAAGAAAAACUUACCCCUGCCGAAAAGAGUGGGUUCAAAGCAGGACUUGUCUCCGGAAUCGGAGGAGGAGCUAUGUGGUUCUUUAUAUAUUGCUGUUAUGCCCUAAUAUUUUGGUAUGGUGUUUCCUUGAUUGUUGAAGAUCGCUACGAAGAGAAUAAGUUGUAUACUCCGGCAUUGUUGAUUACAGUUUUAUCUGGUGUUAUGAUAGGAUCACAGAAUGUGGGGUCGGCGUUACCACAUAUUGAAACAUUCGCUAUGGCCCGAGGAGCAGCCAGGACAAUUUUUUCGAUAAUAAUUAGGCAACCGCUCAUUGAUCCAUUAAGUCAAGGCGGCUUAAAACCAUCGAAUAUUAGAGGCAAUAUUAAUUUUGAGAAUGUUCUCUUCAACUAUCCUGCUCGCAAUGAUGUCGAAGUCUUACGAGGAUUCACUUUGACUGCGAAGGCAGGUCAAUGUGUCGCGUUGGUUGGGCCUUCAGGUUGCGGAAAAUCAACUUGUCUACAACUUCUACAAAGAUUUUAUGAUCCGAAGAGUGGAGUUGUCCGCUUAGAUGGGAACAAGAUAACUGAACUCAACACAAACUGGCUGCGUUCCAAUAUCGGUGUAGUAGGACAAGAGCCUGUCCUUUUUGCUACUACUGUCGGUAACAACAUUCGCUAUGGGAAACCAGAUUGUACUCAAGAAGAAAUCAUCGCAGCUGCAAAAAUUGCCAAUUGUCACGACUUCAUAAUGAAACUUCCUGAAAAAUAUGAAUCAAUGGUAGGAGAGCGUGGGGCGCAACUUUCAGGAGGCCAGAAACAACGAAUUGCAGUCGCUAGAGCUAUAAUUCGGGAUCCGAAAAUUCUGCUCCUGGAUGAAGCGACAUCUGCUUUAGAUCCAGUUUCUGAAAAAAAAGUACAAAAAGCUUUAGAGAAAGCUAGUGAGGGGCGAACUACUUUAGUUGUAUCGCAUCGAUUGUCAACUAUCACCAAGUCUGAUAAAAUUGUAUUUAUUCAAAAUGGUAUCGUUCAAGAGGAAGGUACGCAUUACGACUUAAUGCAGCAAAGGGGUCUGUAUUAUAAUUUAGUGAAGGUUUCAAAAUCUGAGGAACCUGAAUCUGAGGAAGAACCAAGAAGAAGUAAAGAAUCUCGCUUCGCUUCCAGUUCCUUGGAGGAUGAUGAUCUCGAAAAAGACUUAAUGCCUCUAGCUUCAGAAAUGAGCGAGCCAGUAGAUGCUGCAACCAGUGAAAAAUAUAAAGUAUCUAUCAUGAGGUUAUUCAAAUUGAAUGGACCAGAAUGGAAAUUUAUAGUAAUCGGAUGUUUGGCUGCAAUUAUCCACGGAGCUACACAACCAGCAUUCGCCGUAAUUUUCGGAGAAUUCUAUGGAAUCUUUUCCAUUGAUGAUCCAGGAAUUAUUUGGUCAGAAUCUAUUCGUUUCGUAAUAUAUUCCCUCAUUUUGGGGCUUAUCGUUGGAAUCGCAACAUUCUUACAAACUUUCUUGUUGAACAUUGCUGGAUGUCGGUUGACGACAAGACUGCGAAAAUUUACUUUUAAAAACAUUCUUUCCCAGGAAAUGGGUUAUUUCGAUGACCAAAAUAAUUCAGUUGGCGCCUUGUGCGCCAGGCUAUCUGGAGACUGUGCGGAUAUACACGGGGCUACUGGGACGCGAUUGGGAGCGAUACUUCAAUCUAUUUCAACAGUGGUCAUCGGAGUGUUAGUGGCCUUCGUAUUUUCAUGGAAGCUGGCUUUAGUUGGACUGAUCACCAUGUCUCUUAUUCUAGAAACUGUAGUUUUCGAAGCAUACUACACGGCGACAGGUGACGCUCAAGAAAAGCAAGCCUUAGAAAAGGCUUCACAAAUAGCUGUUGAAGCAAUUUCUAAUAUCCGCACGAUUGCCUCACUUAAUCAGGAGAAGCUAGUCAUUAAACGAUACACUAAGCAAACUGAAGCAUGCUUCCAUGCGUGCCGUCGAAAACACCGAUUCCGUGGAGUUUUAUUUGCAUUCGGUCACACGGUAAUGGUUUGGGCUUAUGGGUUGGUAUUGUGGUAUGGAGGUAUGUUAGUAGCUCAGGGAGAAUUGCAUUAUAAGGAUGUUAUAAAAGUGUCAGAAGCCCUGGUAGCCGGUGCAUGGUUUUUGGGUCAAGCUCUUUCAUUUACACCUAGCGUGAACGCGGGUAUGAAAUCAGCCAUGCGAAUUCUCAAAUUACUGGACCGAGUUCCGAAAUUAUAUAAUCCGCCAUCAGUUCCAUUCAAUGUUGAAUCGAAAAUUCGGGGUAAUAUUAAUUACAACAACAUUUACUUCCGUUAUCCUACUCGUCCUCACACUCCGGUUUUACGAGCCCUAAAUCUGACAAUACCGAAAAGUAGAACAUUUGCUUUAGUGGGGCCUUCAGGCUGUGGGAAAUCAACAUGCAUACAACUGCUGUUACGUUAUUAUGAUGCUGACGAAGGUGAAAUCAACCUUGAUGGAGUCCAAACGACGAAUUUUCCUAUAGAAAAAUUACGAUCGCGCUUGGGGUUAGUUUCCCAAGAGCCUGUACUGUUCGACAAAACAAUUGCUGAAAAUAUCGCCUACGGUGAUAAUUUUCGGGAGGUGUCUAUGGUUGAAAUCAUUAAGGCUGCAAAAGACGCUAAUAUACAUGAUUUCAUCACAAAUCUUCCAUUGGGUUACAGAACGUCGCUUGGAGCUAAAGGAACUCAACUUUCGGGCGGACAAAAGCAGCGCAUUGCGAUUGCGCGUGCCCUUAUCCGAAAUCCGCGGAUAUUGCUUCUAGAUGAGGCUACAUCCUCUUUAGAUAUUCAAAGCGAAAAAGUAGUGCAACGCGCAUUAGAUACUGCCCGCAAAGGACGUACAUGCAUUAUAAUUGCUCAUCGCCUGACAACAAUACAGAACGCGGAUGCGAUUUGCGUCAUUGAGGACGGUGAAAUUGUAGAAACCGGAACUCAUAGAGAACUUUUGGAAUUAGGGAGGAAGUAUGCGAAAUUGCACGCAAUGCAACAAAUAAGUUAACUAAUUUAUGCUAGCUUUAAACUCAAUUAUU